ACACGUGCUCGUCAACAAACAACAUGGCUGAACACCGCGUCUCAUGCACUUGAUACAUCCAACGUUUUUCACCCUCCUGACCUCGUUACCACACUUCAACCACCUCGUUGCAUCGUGUGGCAGCUUAGCUAGUGAAUGCUCCGUCGCUACACCCAGAAAUUUGAGUGGAAGAGUGUUUAUUUCACCCGGAGGAGCUGUUAAUAGAUAUAUUGGGGACAAUGGAGGAAGUUAAUAAUACAGGAGGAAAAAAGAAAAAGGAAAAAAAAUCCUUAGGCGAGAUACACCAGGAAACUUCAUUUGCAAUCGAGCCGUCAGCUGUACCGGCAAAAUCCAUUGAUACUUCUCAGUGGCCUCUGUUACUGAAGAACUUUGACAAACUAAAUGUGCGUACCAACCAUUACACUCCACUGCCUCAUGGUUGCUCACCACUAAAGCGUAAUAUUAGUGAUUAUCUUAAAGCUGGAGUCAUCAAUCUUGAUAAGCCUUCCAAUCCCUCCUCACAUGAAGUUGUGGCCUGGAUAAAACAAAUCCUCCGCUUAGAAAAAACUGGACAUUCUGGGACCUUGGACCCCAAAGUAACUGGCUGUUUAAUUGUUUGCUUGGAAAGAUCAACUCGCCUAGUCAAAUCUCAGCAGGGAGCUGGUAAAGAAUAUGUGUGUGUUUUUCGUCUGCAUGAGAGUGUAGGUAAUGAGCUGAAAGUCAGGCAGACAAUGGACAAACUGAAAGGGGCACAGUUCCAGAGACCACCAUUGAUCUCUGCUGUCAAGAGACAACUUCGUGUGCGAACAGUCUAUGAUAACAAACUGCUCGAGUAUCAUCCCGAUUUAAACAUGGGUUUAUUUUGGGUGAGUUGCGAAGCUGGUACCUACAUCCGGACAAUGUGUGUACACCUAGGCCUUCACUUGGGUACAGGAGGGCAGAUGCAGGAGCUGCGGAGAGUGCGUUCAGGUAUACAGGGAGAAAAUGACAAUUUGGUAAAAAUGCAUGAUAUUUUGGAUGCUCAGUGGCUCUACGACAAUCACAAUGAUGAAAGGUACCUGCGGCGGGUUAUUAAACCAUUGGAAUCCAUACUAAUUGGUCACAAAAGAAUUAUAAUGAAGGAUUCUGCAGUUAAUGCUGUUUGUUAUGGUGCCAAGAUUAUGUUACCGGGUGUACUACGCUAUGAAAAUGGUAUAGAAUUAAAUGAAGAAAUUGUUGUUAGUACUACAAAAGGAGAAGCCAUAUGCAUAGCCUUAGCAUUGAUGACCACAUCGACUAUGUCAUCAUGUGACCACGGUGUUGUUGCUAAAAUUAAGAGGGUCAUUAUGGAGAGAGAUACUUACCCUCGCAAGUGGGGUUUAGGUCCUAAGGCUAGCAUGAAAAAAACCAUGAUUAAGGAUGGAACAUUAGAUAAAUAUGGCAAACCAAAUGAGAACACUCCAGCAGAUUGGUUACAUAGUUACGUUGACUAUAAUGCCAAAAAUGGUAAGCAAGAUUCCGAUCAGCGGGGCCAACCAGCAGGUGUUAAAGUGGAACCUGGAGCUUCAUCAAAAAAGCGCAAGCUGAGUGAAGGAUCCGAGGCCUCCACCACGGAAGCAGGUGCGGAGGACACUUCUACUGCUGAUCCUUCACUAAAGAAGAAAAAGAAGAAGAAGAAAAAGAAGAAGCUUGAAGAACAAGGUGGAGAAGAAGCAACUGAAAUAAAGCAAGAGGUUGUAGAGGAAUUACCAGAAGAGGUUGGUGAGAAGAAGAAAAAGAAAAAGAAGAAGAAGAAGGACGAACAAGAUGAGAAUACUGUACGUUGAGCAAUAUAGUCAUUAGUAUUUUAAUCUUUAGUAAAUGGGGACUGUAAACUGCAAUGGAUGUCAAAGUUCUGGUGCUUAAAAGUUGUUUGAAAGAUUUCAUUUUCUUUUGAGAAUGUUGCCUGUGCUUUCUUAAGUUAUGCAGUUAUGUUGAAUUAUCUGAUUAGUUUCUAAAUCAUUAAGAGCCUAAUUGUGCCAUUAGACUUUCAUUUCCAAGUUAGGUUAGGAAUUAUUCUUGUACGUCCACUUCCAGCUUACUGUCACUCAUAUGCUCAACUCAUUAAUUGCCUUGGGCCAUUGAACUUCUCUACAAGCCACAGGUAGGAGAACAUUGGCCACUGUUGGAAAUGUUGGUAAUUUUGAAUAUCUAGUUCUUAGGCUGUGUCUGAAGAUUUUUGUAAGUAAUGUUGACCGUUUAUAUAAUUUGGUAUUAUACCAUACAGUUUCAUAGUAAAUUUUUGCUGUAUUUUGUCACCUGGUUGUGAUAGAACUAACUUUUCAAGGUUGUUAUGUCUUUGGAAAGCCAAGUGCCCAAUUUUUCAAGAGGCUUAUCCCUUCAAAACUAUUACAAGAAAAUGUGUAGAUUGAGCUUUCAGUCACUAAUGGAGAAAGCUUUUCACUGAUACCGUUAUAGAAGAGCAUUUUAGUGACUUAAGUGAAGUGUCUAGUAUCUUGUGCCCAUCUUUGUGUACAUAAGCUCAUUGUUUGUGUAUGUAUUUCCAAAAUAGUUAACUACAAUUUGUAGGCAUUUUUUCCUAUAUGGAACCUGGCAGGCUAAAAACUGUUAUUUUCUUCUAUGUUAUUUAGUUCUUAAUGUUUUAUGGACUGAUCGCCCCAUUUAUCCUCUGCACAAAUAGGUUGCCAAGGUAUAUUUCAAAAGAACCAGCGUACCUUCAUCUCUAUAUUUUUAAGAAUUUUUCUAAUUGUUUUUAUAGCAGGGAUCCCCAACCUGCGGGCCACAUGUGGCCCUUCUAGAAAAUGAAUGCGGCCCUCACAUGAAAUUAUGAGUUUACUUUUAUGUUGGUUCCACACUGCACAGUGUCAACAAAACCAUGUGGCUCUCAUUGCACAUUUGACCAUCAACUAUGACUCACUUGUGUAGGAAAGUUGAGGAUCACUGGUUUAUACUAUUUAAAUAUAAUUUUAUCUCCGAGCUGCAGUUGAGUAUCUUAAUCUAAAUUCUUCUUGUUCAGUUUAUCUUAAGUAAAAAUUGUAUUGUAAAGAGAAACCAUCUUUAAAGUAUAGUCUUCCCCAUUUAUGUUUAAUUUGUCAUAAUGUGACAGGAUUUUUAAUUUUUAUAGUUUACCAUCUUGGGUAAUGCUGUAUGUUUUUCUUAACCUAGUCAGCAAUCUGUUGUGCAUAGGAGUUCAUGAAGAAAACUAUUUUUUUUUUUUUUUGUUAUUUACUUGGGUGGCAAGUACAAUUGCAUGUGCAAAAUGUGUGUGUGUGGAUGUUUGAAAAAAUAUCCUUUAUGUGCCAGACAUGGUUGGAAAGUUAUUAAAAAAAUUAUUCUAGCUGUAAUAUUAAAAAGCCACUUUAUUGUGCAUAAUGUCAAGCGUUACUGUUGAAAUGCAUGAAAUAGCUUCAUGUAAUGCAGUACUCCGAAAUAGCAUGGAAUCUAAUGGCAUUUUGAAGGACAAAAAUUCACCCGUGUUUCACUUACGAACAUUAGUGCAGCUUUCUCAACCUGUCUGGAUUGAGCUGUGUUCAUGGUGGCCUCUUCAGUGAUAUGUGAUUGGACCACAUAAUAUUAAGAAGUUUUUAAUAAAACUUAAAUUCCAA
Cherax quadricarinatus is the source of this 3563-nucleotide messenger RNA. It is a transcript of the gene Nop60B, whose product is annotated as dyskerin pseudouridine synthase 1 Nop60B. Gene Ontology annotation, molecular function: RNA binding; pseudouridine synthase activity. Gene Ontology annotation, cellular component: box H/ACA snoRNP complex. NCBI's taxonomy places the organism in Eukaryota, Metazoa, Arthropoda, Malacostraca, Decapoda, Parastacidae. Gene Ontology annotation, biological process: snRNA pseudouridine synthesis; rRNA pseudouridine synthesis; box H/ACA sno(s)RNA 3'-end processing. The record is from RefSeq and is a predicted model, not a curated record.